UUCUGCUCUUUUUUAAGGCGGCCUUCGUCGCGUGAAGAUUGUGAAAAUUGUGGUUUUCCAAUUACUUUCGUGUGAAUUGCAGUUAAUUUAAUUUAAUUACAACACAACAUGUCUGCAGACCAGGCCCAGUUCCAGCAGCUCUUGGUUUCCCUGCUAUCUACGGAUAAUGAUGUGCGCCAGCAGGCUGAGGAUGCCUACAACGCCCUGCAGCGAGACCUGAAGGUGACACAUCUUCUGGCCAACAUCCACAAUGGCCAGCAAUCCGAGGAGGCCCGCCAGAUGGCCGCCGUUCUGCUGCGUCGUCUCUUCACCACCGACUUUCCGGAUUUCUACAAAGAGAUUCCGCCAGAGUCCCAGAACCAGCUGCUUCAGCAGAUUCUGCUAGCCGUGCAGCAGGAGGUGACUCCGCAGCUGAGGAGGAAGAUCUGUGAGGUGGUAGCCGAGGUUGCACGCAAUCUGGUCGACGAUGAUGGCAACAACCAGUGGCCGGAUAUCCUGCAGUUCCUCUUCCAAUGCGCCAACUCGCCGACGCCCCAGCUGCAGGAGGCUGCGCUGCGGAUCUUCACCAGCGUUCCGUCGAUUUUUGGCAACCAGGAGACGCAGUACAUUGAUCUGAUCAAGCAGAUGCUGGCCAAGAGCAUGGACCCCAGCUCGGAUCCCGAGGUGCGCAUCCAGGCUGUGCGUGCUGUGGGCGCCUUCAUCCUCUUCCACGACAAGGAGAAGGAAGUGGUCGUGUACAAGCACUUUAGUGACAUGCUGCACCGGAUGCUCGUCAUCACCGGCGAAUCUAUCGAGGCCCAGGACGACCAGAGUCUACUGAAGCUCUUGAUCGACAUGACCGAGAGCUGUCCCAAGUUCCUGCGGCCCCAACUGGAGUUCAUCUUCGAGAUCUGCAUGAAGGUGUUCAGCUCGAAGGACUUCGAGGACACCUGGCGUCAUCUGGUGCUGGAGGUGAUGGUCUCCCUCUCCGAGAAUGCGCCUGCCAUGGUGCGCAAACGUGCGGAAAAGUACAUCGUUGCCCUGAUCCCGCUGGUGCUGCAGAUGAUGACGGAUCUGGAGGAUGACGAUGACUGGUCGACCACCGAUGUCGUGGACGACGACGAUCACAGCGACAACAAUGUAAUUGCCGAGUCCUCGCUGGACCGCCUCGCGUGCGGUCUGGGCGGCAAGAUGAUCCUGCCCCAGGUGAUGAGCUCCCUGCCGGCGAUGUUGAGCCACAGCGAUUGGAAGCACCGCUUCGCCGCUCUCAUGGCCAUCUCGUCCAUCGGCGAGGGCUGCCACAAACAGAUGGAGGCCAUACUGGAUGAGGUGAUGUCGGGCGUGCUGAACUUCCUGCGGGAUCCCCAUCCGCGCGUGCGCUACUCCGCAUGCAAUGCCAUCGGCCAGAUGUCCACGGACUUUGCUCCAAUCUUUGAGAAGAAGUUCCACAGCCAGGUGAUUCCCGGCUUGAUGCUGCUGCUGGACGAUGUUCAGAAUCCCCGUGUGCAGGCACAUGCCGGCGCCGCGUUGGUCAACUUCAGCGAGGAUUGUCCCAAGAAUAUUUUGACACGCUAUCUGGACGGGAUCAUGGCCAAGCUGGAGGCCAUUCUCAACUCAAAGUUCAAGGAGCUGGUCGAGAAGGGCAACAAGCUGGUGCUGGAGCAGGUCGUGACCACCAUUGCCUCUGUGGCGGACACCUGCGAGGCCGAGUUCGUGGCCUACUAUGACCGCCUGAUGCCCUGCCUCAAGUUCAUAAUCCAGAACGCCAAUUCCGAGGAUCUGCGCAUGCUGCGCGGCAAGACUAUCGAGUGCGUGAGCCUUAUCGGAUUGGCCGUGGGCCGGGAUAAGUUCAUCGGGGAUGCCGGCGAGAUCAUGGACAUGCUACUGGUCAAUCACACCGAGGGCGCAGAGCUGGCCGACGAUGAUCCGCAGACCUCAUACCUGAUCACGGCCUGGGCGCGCAUGUGCAAGAUCCUGGGCAAGCAGUUCGAGCAGUAUCUGCCCCUGGUAAUGGGCCCCGUGAUGCGCACCGCCUCGAUGAAGCCCGAGGUGGCCAUGCUGGACAACGAUGAGGUCGAGGACAUUGAGGGCGAUGUAGACUGGUCGUUCAUCAAUCUGGGGGAGCAGCAGAACUUUGCAAUCCGCACCGCAGGCAUGGACGACAAGGCAUCCGCCUGCGAGAUGCUCGUCUGCUACGCCCGCGAGCUGAAGGAGGGAUUCGCCGAGUACGCCGAGGAGGUGGUCCGCUUAAUGCUGCCCAUGCUCAAGUUUUACUUCCACGAUGGCGUUCGAACAGCCGCUGCCGAGUCGCUGCCGUAUCUGCUCGACUGCGCCAAGAUCAAGGGCCCCCAGUACUUGGAGGGCAUGUGGCUCUACAUUUGCCCCGAGCUCCUGAAGGUGAUUGUCACCGAGCCAGAGCCGGAGGUGCAGUCCGAACUGCUCAAUUCGCUGGCCAAGUGCAUUGAGACCUUGGGCCCCAACUGCCUCAACGAGGAGGCCAUGAAACAGGUCCUCGAGAUCAUCAACAAGUAUGUGCUGGAGCACUUUGAGCGCGCCGACAAGCGUCUGGCUGCCCGCAACGAGGAGGACUACGAUGAUGGCGUCGAGGAGGAGCUGGCCGAGCAGGAUGACACGGAUGUCUACAUCCUGUCCAAGGUGAUUGACAUCACGCACGCCCUCUUCCUGACGAACAAGGCCCAGUUUCUGCCAGCCUUCGAGCAGGUGGCCCCGCACUUUGUGAAGCUUCUGGAUCCCAGUCGUCCACCAACCGAUCGCCAAUGGGGUGUGUGUGUCUUUGAUGAUUUGAUUGAGUUCUGUGGCCCCGCCUGUGCCCCGUACCAGCAGAUCUUCACGCCAGCACUGCUGCAGUAUGUGGGUGACAAGUCGCCGGAGGUGCGCCAGGCCGCUGCCUAUGGCUGCGGUGUUCUGGCCCAGUUUGGUGGCGAGCAAUUUGCGGUCACAUGCGCUCAGAUCAUUCCAUUGCUGGUGCAGGUCAUCAAUGAUCCCAAGGCCCGCGAAAUCGAGAACAUCAAUGCCACGGAGAACGCCAUUUCGGCCUUUGCCAAAAUCCUCAAGUAUAACAAGUCGGCGCUGUCCAAUGUGGAUGAGCUGAUUGGCGUGUGGUUCUCCUGGCUGCCCAUCUCCGAGGAUCCCGAGGAGGCCACCCACAUCUAUGGCUACAUGUGCGAUCUGAUCGAGGCCAAUCAUCCGGUCAUUCUGGGCGCCAACAACUCCAAUCUGCCGCGCAUCGUCUCCAUCAUCGCCGAAGCGUACUGCACCAAGGUGCUGGAGGCUACCAGUGCGACCGGUACCCGCAUGCUCACCAUCGUCAAGCAGGUCGAGUCGAAUCCCGACGUGAUGCAGGCCUGUGCAAGCAGCCUGAGUGCCGAGCAGCAGCAGGCUCUGCAGGACGCCUACCGGGAGCUGGCCAGCAAGGCGGCUGCCUAAGAGGAGGAGAUCAUCACCAUGUACUCCAUCCCUCCACUUUUGGAUACAUAAAAAGGGAUAGAAGGAGCAUUACUCUCGUUAUUAUUUUUUACUCUUGCCGACAGUAUCGUCGCGUAUCGGCAAAUGCAUUAAAAACUAUGUUAAAACAGGGAUCCACACACAUUUUUGUGUGCAUCCAUCCAUAGAGUUAUACAGAUAAUGAUUCUAUAUAUACAUUGUGAUUUCAAUCAAAACUCUUCUCUCACGAAGACAAAAAGUCUGCGACUUCUUAGAAUUUGACAUGUUGAAUGGAUGGAACCCAUUGCCAUCAUCAGAACACAAAUUCCAAUAGAUUAUUUUCGUUAUUCAAGUUAUCGUGUUAUAUACAGGAUAUAUAUUGUAUAUUUGGCCAAUAACCACGGCCACCACCUCUCUUCCCCACACACACACACGCAAAACUCUCUCACACACAAACACACCCACGAAAAUCAGGAUGUGAGCGUCGUCCGAAUCGAACGAAAUGUAACAUGCAUUCAAAACCAUUUCAAAUGAUAAAAAUGUAUUUUAAAAAUGAUUAAAAGGUCGAAAUAAAUAACAAAUAAAAC
This is a messenger RNA of Drosophila obscura, 4010 nucleotides long. It is a transcript of the gene Karybeta3, whose product is annotated as importin-5. NCBI's taxonomy places the organism in Eukaryota, Metazoa, Arthropoda, Insecta, Diptera, Drosophilidae. Gene Ontology annotation, biological process: protein import into nucleus. The coding region runs from base 109 to 3426 and encodes 1105 amino acids. Gene Ontology annotation, molecular function: protein binding; nuclear import signal receptor activity. Gene Ontology annotation, cellular component: cytoplasm; nucleus. The transcript has 5 exons. The record is from RefSeq and is a predicted model, not a curated record.